GAACAGUUGUGUACCCUUCAAUGAUUGUAUGGCAACAAGCAUCACGCGCCUUUCCUUCCUCCCCCACUCCAGCUGCUAGCAAUAACCUGGAACUAAAGCGACGCUGAAAAUGACGUGAAAAAUAUAUAACAAUGCAAACUGGAGUGUGCAUAUUGUCUCAGCUGUUGCAGUCUGUUUUUGUUAAGAAUACCGGUCUGUAAUAGGGGUUUCUUGUUCCCUGAAUGUUGGUGAUUGGAAUGUGAACACCGACAAGGUACAUUGACAGCAUUCGAAUUGCCAUCGCUAUCAUCGGACGUAUCAUAUACUCUAGUGUCCUGGAUGUGUAUUCGAAAUAGGCCGUAUCUCGGUCUAUUAUUUUGACCGCACAGGAUCAGAAAAAAAACCAUCGCGAAAGCGAGUGGUUGAAGAUUGGGAGUUGUUUGCUAGUUAGCACAUCAGCAGGACUUGAUUCCGUCGUUUGUUACAGGCAAACGGCAUUGCUAGACUAGAAAUGGACAUGGUCAGACGUACAAUGUUAGCCAGCUAGUUAACCAGCAUGAUAGAAUGGAAAAUAAGUGAUGUCAUAUGUUCAUCUUAGCCAGUUAGCUAGCUUACCUGGCUAAUGUGGGUAGACGAGGGCUAGCUAGCCAGCCAUGUAUUUUAUUCGGCACAUACUCCUAGCCUAGUUUAUUCCUUAGCUAACUAAUGACCAGUUUUAUAAAGUAGAAUCUUGCUACCUUGCGCGAAUUUUUUUUUGUGCACUCGUACUCCCACGUUUGAGGGAAAUAACAAUUUUGCUGCUGCUGGAAGAGAAAUGGUGAAAGCUGUAUAGCAAGUUGCUAGCUACAUUUGAUAAACAAUGGCUCAAGAGGCGUUUCCUUUUCAUUUUCUGGUUUGGAACAACCAAUACCUUGAGCUUGAACGGCAACUACAGAAAAACGAGGUAGGUCAACCUGGGGUAGCAACAUCAGUUUCUCUCUUUUUAACUGUUUUGAGUUUGACAGUUUGCGUCCGCCGCACAGUUCAGAAGGCGCGCCCCCCCAGCUUUCAUGACCCACCAGUGCUGUUCUCACACAGGAGAAUGUGGAUAGCUUGGACCAGCGGGGGCGCACCCCGCUAGAGCUGGCUGUGUGUCUGGGCCACCUGGAAUCAACGCGUGUGCUGCUCAGACACUCUGCAGACCCGACGCACUGCAACGCGCAGAGCUGGACUGGUGAGUGGAUACACAGGGGAACAUAUGAGAAGAAUACAAAUCACCUGUUUCCUAAAACAGCAGGGCCAUUCUAUUGCUAUACUUUUUUUUUUUAAAGGAUACAGUGCCUAUACAAAGUCUACACACCCUUGAACUUUUACAAUUUUGUUGAGUUAAAGUAGGAUUCAAAUGCAUUUGUCAUUUUCUUGUCAACGAUCUUCCUACACAGAAUAUAUAUAUAUAUAUAUUUUUUUUGUAUUCCACUGAGAAUACUCAGUGGAAUACAUUUUAAAUGUACAAAUUAAUGAAGAAUAAAAUACUAAUAUACUACAUUCUGAAAGUAUUCAUACCCCUUCACUUUUUCCACAUUUUGUUACAUUACAGCCGUAUUAUAACAUUUAUAAAAUUAUUUUUUCCCCUCAUCAAUCUACACACAAUACCCCAUAAUGAUAAAGCUGGGGAGUUUCUCCUAUUCUUCUCUGCAGAUCCUCUCAAGCUCUGUCAGUUGGAUGUGGAGCGUCCCUGCGCAGCUAUUUUCAGGUCUCUCCAGAGAUGUUUGAUCGGGUUCAAGUCCAGGCUCUGGCUGGGCCACUCAAAGACAUUCAGAGACUUGUCCCGAAGCCACACCUGUGUUGUCUUGGCUGUGUGCUUAGGGUCGUUGUCCUGUUGGAAUGUGAACCUUCGCCCCAGUCUGAGGUCCAUAUGCGCUCUGGAGCAGGUUUUCAUCAGGGAUCACUCUGUACUUUGCUCCGUUCAUCUUUCCCUCAAUCAUGACUAGUCUCCCAGUCCUUGCCUCUGAAAAACAUCCCCACAGCAUGACGCUGCCACCACCAUGCUUCACCGUAAGGAUGGUGCCAGGUUUCUUCCAGACGUGAUGCUUGGCAUUCAGGCUAAAUAGUUCAAUCUUGGUUUCAUCAGACCAGAGAAUCUUUUGUCAUAGUCUGAGAGUCUCCAAGCGGGCUGUCAUGUGCCUUUUACUGAGGAGUGGCAUCCGUCUGGUCACUCUACCAUAAAGGCCUGAUUGGUGGAGUGCUGCAGAGAUGGUUGUCCUUCUGGAAGGUUCUCCCAUCUCCACAGAGGAACUCUGGAGCUCUGUCAGAGUGACCAUCAGGUUCUUGGUCACCUCCCUGACCCAAGACCCUUCUCUCCCGAUUGCUCAGUUUGGCCAGGCGGCCAGCUCUAGGAAGAAUCUAGGUGGUACCAAACUUCUUCCAUUUAAGAAUGAUGGAGGCCACUGUGUUCUUGGGGACCUUCAAUGCUGCAGAAAUGUUUUGGUACCGUUCCUCAGAUCUGUGCCUCAACACAAUUCUGUCUCAGAACUCUACGGACAAUUCCUUCGUCCUCAUGGCUUGGUUUUUGCUCUGACUUGCACUGUCAACUGUGGGACCUUAUAUAGACAGGUGUGUUCCUUUCCAAAUUGGUUGUAGUUGUAGAAACAUCUCAAGGAUGAUCAAUGGAAACAGGAUGCACCUGAGCUCAAUUUCGAGUCUCAUAGCAAAGGGUCUGAAUACUUAUGUAAAUAAGGUAUUUCUGUUUUUUAUUUUUAUAAAUUUGCUAACGUUUCUAAAGAGCUGUUUUCGCUUCGUCAUUAUGGGGUGUGUAGAUUGCUGAGGAUGCUAAAAAAAAAUAUAUAUAUAUAUUUUUUUAGAAUAAGGCUGUAAGGUAACAAAAUGUGGAAAAAGUCAAGGGGUCUGAAUACUUUCCAUAUACAUAUAAAAAAGCAUGAAUGGAUUGCAUAUGAUCAUAGAUACAAUCCAGCUAUGUAGGCCAACAAACAUUAUUUACAAUGGAGAGCGAAAACACAAUCACAAGAAUGGCUUCAGAUCAAACUCUACGUUAAGUUCAAAGAGGGCAAGGGCUUUCAAACUAUAUAAACUAGUGACCCGCAGUGUUAGUCAUUAUACCCUGAUGAAGACCGCUUGGCUGUCAAUGUUGUUACAUUAUUGCAUCUGAGUGUGUUUUCAAAUUUUACUUCUGAACUUGGCUAAACGAAGCAGGUGAAUACUUUUAUGCAACAAAUUAUUUUAUGUUUUUAAUAAUUUGUUAAAGUUUGUAACAUGUAUUUUCACUUUGUUAUUAUGGAGUAUUUUGUUCAGGUCAAUGACAAAAAAUUACAAUUAAAUCUAUUUCAAUCCCACUUUGUAACGCAACAAAAUGAGAAAAAAGUUACAUGGAGUGUAGACUUUCUAUAGGCACUGUAUGUGGGUUGAUGGUGUGAGUCUAUGCCCAGUGUUGCAGGAGGCAGUGAGCACAGGGGACCCUGAGCUUUGUCAGCUGGUGCUGCAGUAUAGAGACUUCAAGCGAGCCACAUAGCGACUGACUGGCAUCCCAGAACUGCUCAGCAAGCUAAGACGGGUGAGGUAACACUUUGCAGUCUUCGCUUCAGCCAUAUAACACACACAGGUAACACACCUGUCAAUCAGAUAUCUGAAACUCACCAUGCUGUGUCACCUCUUUCAGGCCCAGGAUUUUUACGUGGAGAUGAAAUGGGAGUUCACCAGUUGGGGUGAGUGUGUGAUUGUGCGUGACUCAUAUCUCCUUACAGUGUUCGGUUUCAGCACAACACAGAUGAACAGCUCCCAGUUAUACUGUCACUGUGAUGCACUGAAGUGUUUACAGUGGUUGAUCCCCCCCAACCUCUCAGUGCCCCUGGUCUCCAAGGUGUGUCCCAGUGAUGUGUACCGAGUGUGGAAGAGUGGCUCGUGUCUACGGGUGGACACCACUCUACUGGGCUUUGAGCACAUGACCUGGCUCAAGGGCCGUCGCAGCUACAUUUUUAAGGGCGAAGGUAUGCCACUGGUGAUAUGGUAUCCAUAGAGAGCGGUUGAAUGGUGAAUGUGUGUUGUCUCCAUAGUAAUGUGUAUGUUGUGUCUGUAGAGAAUGGUGCUGUGGUGAUGGAGGUGGACCAUGACAAGCAGGUGGUGUACACAGAGCCUCUGUCUCUCUCCCUGCGGGAUGCCCCAUCUCUCCUGGCUGUCAUGCUGCCCACCCAGGAGAACACCGCCCAGAGACUCACCUCCCCUAUCGUCUCCACACACCUCAACACACGCAACAUCGCCUUUGAGAGGUAGCUACUUCACACACAACAUACUCACCUACCUGGUCUGACUUAUAAUUCUUCUCUCCUGCUCUUUGCUGCUCAGGAACAAGUCUGGUAUUUGGGGCUGGCGCUCUGAGAAGAGUGAGGCAGUCAGUGGCUACGAAGCAAAGGUGAGCCAGAGACCCCAUUGGACUUAAAAAAUGUUUUGAAUAGAAAGUGUUUCUUGGCAUUUUUGAUUCUGACUCAUGUUUUUUUUUCCUUUGGUUUGUUUCAGAUAUACAGCGCCACUAAUGUGGAGCUGGUGACUCGAUCAAGAACAGAGCACCUGUCGGACCAGGACAAGUCAAAGAGCAAAGGUAUACACACACACACACACACACACACACACACACACAGAACACACUUAUGUUUAAUUUGUUCAUAGUGUACGUACAGGCACAGCAUGGUUCUAUCCCUCCUCUUCUCCCAGGCACCAAGACUCCUCUUCAGUCCUUCCUGGGGAUAGCUGAGCAGCAUACCGCUCAUAAUGGGGUGAGUUUUAUAAAGACACUUCCACCUCAUAUUGUAUGUGGUGGAUAGAUGCUUUGAUGGGCUGACUGAUGGAUGUGCAUAUCUGUCUCUCCCCAUGUCUCUCAGAGUAAUGUUUCUCAGUGUGCCAGCCCCCAUAACCCCACGGCCAUCACAGCUGAGGAAUACUUUGACCCAGAGUUCCAACUCAACGAACGAGACAUCGGACGCCCCGUGGAGCUCACCAGCAAAGUCCAGAGGUGCUCCGUUGUUGCCAUGGCAACACAAAACCAGGAUUGCCAUAACACACAGUCAAGCUCAGAGAAGCCCAACAUCACCACCAGUCUCUCUCUCUCCAGGUUUAAGGCCCAUCUGUGGUUGAGUGAGGCUCACCCUCUGUCAUUGGCUAAGCAGGUCACACCUAUCAUUGACCUCAUGGCCAUCACCAAUUCCCAUUUUGCCAAACUACGUGACUUCAUCACCCUGAGCCUGCCCCCCGGCUUCCCGGUCAAAAUAGGUGAGGCUUAAUCCCAAACUGCCCCCUACCUUCUAGGCAGGAUCUGAAACAGAGUCCCAGAGAGAAGAAAUGGAGAGGAGCAGGUGGUAUCAGAAGAAAAAGCACACGCUUUACAUUUUAGGCUGAAACAAAGUGACAAGAGUUUGAAGAUUCUCUCUCUCUCUCAGAGAUCCCUCUGCUCCAUGUGUUGAAUACCAGAGUGACCUUCAGUAACCUGUGUGGCUGUGAUGAGCCUGUCAGCUCUGUCACUCUGCACACACCUGAGGAGGACCCCGAGGCUGGUAACCACACACACACACAAAAGGGCUAGUUAUACCUUACGGCGACGGGCCCUACGGAGUGCAGUGUUGCAAUGAUGUUUUUCGUCCAAAAGGGGCAGCUCCUUGUAGUGCUACGUGGUCCUGUGCCACAUGAACAUUUUAACGCGCUGUAUCAUUCCUUGCAUAGCCAUGGGGGAAGUGUUGUGUAUAUAAUCUCAGUGACUGUUAAAACAAUAAACCAAACAACAUUGUUGCCUUAUUAGAAUGUAUUUUGUUUAGAAGUAAUAACUAUUGAUUCCAGUAGUUUGGGAGUCUGGAUGGGUGAGGUAUCAUGUUACCGAAAGGUGCACGUUGCUCUAAAAAAUUUAUGUGGAAAAUUAUCUCCCUGUCCAUCUGCUCCCAGGGCAGGCCCCCCCUCCCUUUCACUGCGAGGUUGACCCCACCGUAUUCGAACCACCCCCGGACUACACCACGCUUGGUCCGGGCCGCAGCGAGCCAAUGAGAGACGAGGACGAUAACUUGCUGCAGUUUGCCAUCCAGCAGAGCCUAUUGGACGCAGGGACAGAGAGCGACCAGGUGAGACAGGAAAUAAUCAUGGUUUACUGUUAAUAGAAGUCAUUGAUCCACAAAUUAAAUACACUGCUAAAAAAAAUAAAGGGAACACUUAAACAACACAAUGUAACUCCAUGGCAAUCACACUUCUGUGAAAUCAAACUGUCCACUUAGGAAGCAACACUGAUUUACAAUAAAUUUCACAUGCUGUUGUGCAAAUGGAAUAGACAACAGGUGGAAAUUAUAGGCAAUUAGCAAGACACCCCCAAUAAAGGACUGGUUUUGCAGGUGGUGACCACAGACCACUUCUCAGUUCCUAUGCUUCCUGGCUGAUGUUUUGGUCACUUUUGAAUGCUGGCGGUGCUUUCACUCUAGUGGUAGCAUGAGACGGAGUCUACAACCCACACAAGUGGCUCAGGUAGUGCAGCUCAUCCAGGAUGGCACAUCAAUGCGAGCUGUGGCAAGAAGGUUUGCUGUGUCUGUCAGCGUAGUGUCCAGAGCAUGGAGGCGCUACCAGGAGACAGGCCAGUACAUCAGGAGAUGUGGAGGAGGCCGUAGGAGGGCAACAACCCAGCAGCAGGACUGCUACCGCCGCCUUUGUGCAAGGAGGAGCAGGAGGAACACUGCCAGAGCCCUGCAAAAUGACCUCCAGCAGGCCACAAAUGUGCAUGUGUCUGCUCAAACGGUCAGAAACAGACUCCAUGAGGGUGGUAUGAGGGCCCGACGUCCACAGGUGGGGGUUGUGCUUACAGCCCAACACCGUGCAGGACAUUUGGCAUUUGCCAGAGAACACCAAGAUUGGCAAAUUCGCCACUGGUGCCCUGUGCUCUUCACAGAUGAAAGCAGGUUCACACUGAGCACAUGUGACAGAGUCUGGAGACGCUGUGGAGAACGUUCUGCUGCCUGCAACAUCCUCCGGCACCGGUUUGGCGGUGGGUCAGUCAUGGUGUGGGGUGGCAUUUCUUUGGUGGGCCGCACAGCCCUACAUGUGCUCGCCAGAGGUAGCCUGACUGCCAUUAAGUACCGAGAUGAGAUCCUUAGACCCCUUGUGAGACCAUAUGCUGGUGCGGUUGGCCCUGGGUUCCUCCUAAUGCAAGACAAUGCUAGACCUCAUGUGGCUGGAGUGUGUCAGCAGUUCCUGCAAGAGGAAGGCAUUGAUGCUAUGGACUGGCCCGCCCGUUCCCCAGACCUGAAUCCAAUUGAGCACAUCUGGGACAUCAUGUCUCGCUCCAUCCACCAACGCCACGUUGCACCACAGACUGUCCAGGAGUUGGCGGAUGCUUUAGUCCAGGUCUGGGAGGAGAUCCCUCAGGAGACCAUCCGCCACCUCAUCAAAAGCAUGCCCAGGCGUUGUAGGGAGGUCAUACAGGCACGUAGAGGCCACACACACUACUGAGCCUCAUUUUGACUUGUUUUAAGGACAUUACAUCAAAGUUGGAUCAGCCUGUAGUGUGGUUUUCCACUUAAAUUUUGAGGGUGACUCCAAAUCCAGACCUCUAUGGGUUGAUAAAUUUGAUUUCCAUUGAUAAUUUUUGUGUGAUUUUGUUGUCAGCACAUUCAACUAUGUAAAUAAAAAAGUAUUUAAUAAGAUUAUUUCAUUCAUUCAGAUCUAGGAUGUGUUAUUUUAGUGUUCCCUUUUAUUUUUUUGAGCAGUGUAUUUAUCAGCUUUAGGUUUUCAUGACGAUUGCCACGGAAGUUCAGUAAGUACAAAACCUGAGUAAAAUAGCUCUCUCUGUAGGUGACUAUAUGGGAGGCUCUGACUAACAGUCGUCCUGUUUCUGGGCACAUACCGUCACCCCUGUACGAGGAUGACUCUCAGCUGGAGAGGUGAGAAAACAGUCUCCAUACAUACCUCCUUUUCCCCUUCACCUUGUUCAUGUCAAAUAAUGUAUUAUAAGGCUUUCCCUCUCUGGCAUUACCUUUAAACCGUCAUCCCGCUACCUCUCUCUGGCAGGGCCAUCCAGGAGUCCCUGUCGAUCUCAUUGGCUGGUGGUGAGGAAGGAGAGCCUGCAGAUCCUGCCCCUCCCCUGUCAGUCUCGCCGUCGCACCCCGGAGCCUACUCCCCUCCCUCCUACAGCUCAGUGGCUAAGCCGCGGUUGCCGGUGCCAUUUUCCGUGGCAAACAGCUUUGACGAGCAGCUACGCAUCGCCAUGGAACUCUCGUGUAGGGAACAGGAAGAGAUGGACAUGUAUGAGAGGGUAUGUAUGAGUGCUUGUAGGGUUUCUUUCUCUGUUCAUCCAUUGUUUUCUGACCAGAGGAUGAGGAGAGGAACCCAUUCUAGAGUAUUUGAACAUAGCCAUGCAGAGUGGCAUUAUAAGGAUGGAGGAGGAAAGGGAAAUUAUUUGGGGAGAUUGAUUGCCAGUUUCUGGGAUAUGAUGACUUAAUUCUGUUUCCGGUUACAGGGUGAGGAAGAGGAGGAGCUGGAGAGGAUCCUUCAGCUGUCACUUUUAGAGAAGUAG
Messenger RNA from Coregonus sp. 'balchen', 8506 nucleotides. NCBI's taxonomy places the organism in Eukaryota, Metazoa, Chordata, Actinopteri, Salmoniformes, Salmonidae. The record is from the annotation of a GenBank genome assembly.